Messenger RNA from Plasmodium vinckei vinckei, 498 nucleotides. RefSeq names its product ubiquitin-conjugating enzyme, putative. The transcript is spliced from 2 exons. Lineage: Eukaryota; Apicomplexa; Aconoidasida; Haemosporida; Plasmodiidae. Gene Ontology annotation, molecular function: ubiquitin conjugating enzyme activity. The record is from RefSeq and is a predicted model, not a curated record. Gene Ontology annotation, biological process: protein polyubiquitination; proteasome-mediated ubiquitin-dependent protein catabolic process; DNA repair. Bases 1 to 498 code for a protein of 165 amino acids.
AUGUCAAAUUUAGCCAAAAAAAGACUUAUUCGAGAUUUCAAAAAAUUACAAAUCGAUUCACCUUAUGGAGUUAGUGGUUCUCCAAUUGGAAAUGAUAUUAUGAAAUGGAGAGCAGUUAUUUUUGGUCCUACAGACACACCAUGGGAAGGAGGUACUUUUCAUUUAGAACUUUUGUUCGGAAAUGAAUAUCCAAACAAGCCACCUAAAGUCAAAUUUUUAACGAAAAUGUUUCAUCCCAAUAUAUAUAUGGAUGGAAAUAUAUGUAUUGAUAUUCUUCAAAAACAUUGGAGCCCAAUUUAUGAUAUUUCCGCAAUCUUAACAUCAAUACAAUCAUUACUUAGCGACCCUAACCCCAAUAGUCCAGCAAACCAAGAAGCUGCUCUUUUAUUUGUUGAAAAUAGAAUUGAAUACAAUCGAAGAAUUAAAAAUUGUGUAAAAGAAUCUUUUAAUUUUAUUGAACAAAAAAUUGAAGAGGAAGAAGAAGAUAAAAAAGCAUAA